Molecule: messenger RNA, 6926 nt
Organism: Pelodiscus sinensis (Chinese soft-shelled turtle)
Lineage: Eukaryota; Metazoa; Chordata; Testudines; Trionychidae
Source: RefSeq, a predicted model, not a curated record
AUGCACAAAAGUGCAGUCAAAAGCCCACUGAUGUUCAAGAUCGGAACAAGUUCCCUUACAAGUGGAGGAUGGGAUACUUCUAUCUGGGGAUUAAACUCAAAUAUAGAACUUGAAAAUCAGUCAAUAUCAUCACCAACAGCAAUCACCAAACCAGUUAGGAGGACUGUGGUGGAUGAAUCUGAGAAUUUCUUCAGUGCCUUUCUCUCGCCAACAGAUAUUCAGAGUGUUCAGCAGAGUUCAGUAGUGUCUAAACCUCCAACCAAAUCACAGCGACCCAAAGAAGAAGUAAAAAGCACUUUAAAGGAAUCUCUGCACAGCAGUCAACUAGAAACACUAGCAGAAACAGAGACAAAUGCAAAAAAUUCCUUUGAAUCUGUGCUAGUGGACUUGAAAAAUCUUGAUGUUCCCCACGAAAAAUUAGAAGAAAGUUCUACACUCGAAACUGAUGUUAAGCAUGAGGAGAAUGCAAACAAAGGCACUGAGAAGGUGGCUAUUCCAGAUCUCCAAGUUUCUGAAGUUGCUAUUAAUGCACAAUCUCAUGCAGGAAAUGAUGGAUCAGGAAGCGCUUCUGACAGCCCUGCACAAUCUCUUACUGCAGAGACAAAGGACAUAGGUUUGGAAAGUAAGGAACAAAAAAAUGAGGACAGACAAAGCAACACACCUUCACCUCCGGUUAGCACUUUUUCAUCAGGAACAUCCACAACUAGCGAUAUUGAAGUUUUGGAUCAUGAAAGUGUAAUAAGUGAGAGCUCAGUAAGUUCAAGACAAGAGGCUACAGAUUCAAAAUCCGGUCUUCAUCUUAUGCAGACUUCCUUUCAGCUUUUAUCAACAUCUGCCUGUGCUGAGUAUAAUGACUUUCAGAAACUGACGGAGAGUUGCAGCUCCUCAGAUGCUUUUGAAAGAAUUGAUUCCUUCAGUGUGCAGUCGUUAGAUAGUCGAAGUGUAAGUGAAAUCAAUUCAGAUGACGAAUUGUCAGGCAGAGGUGGUGCUUCAGCAUCUCUCACAGUUAGCCCUUUAACACCAAAGACUGAGAUGGUUGACCCUGUAAAUAGUAAAUCUAAGGAAGAAUUGAAUGAGACACUCGUACAUGCAGAGGAGGCUGAAAUGGAAGAAAGUGGGAGAAGUGCAACCCCUGUUAACUCCGAGCAACCAGAUGUUUUGGUUGCUGCUGUACAAACAGAUAAAGGACAAACCCUCAAAGAGGAGGUUGUGAUGCAGCAUCAAGGUGCUGAAAAGCUGCCUAAAGAGAACUGUGAAAAGGAGGAGCUUUGCAAGAUGAUUGAUUUGUUGACUGAGAAGCUGGAGAAGAGGGAAGCACAGUUAUUAAGUAUUAGUAAGGAGAAGGCAAGCCUGGAAGAAGCCUACGAUAACCUAAAAGAUGAAAUGUUUAGAGUGAAAGAAGAGAGCAGUAGUAUUUCAUCUCUUAAAGAGGAAUUUACUCAGCGAAUAGCAGAUGCCGAAAAGAAGGUCCAGCUAGCAUGCAAAGAGAGGGAUGCAGCUAAAAAGGAGGUAAAGAAUGUUAAAGAAGAAUUGGCAACUAGACUAAAUUCUAAUGAAACAGCUGAACUAUUGAGGGAGAAGGAUGAACAGAUUAAAGGAUUAAUGCAAGAAGGAGAAAAACUUUCAAAACAGCAGCUGCACAAUUCCAACAUCAUUAAGAAGUUAAGAAUGAAAGAGAAGGAAAAUGAAAGUACUAAUGCAAAACAGAGCAAAAAGAUUAAGGAGUUAGAAGAGGAGUUGCAGCAUUUAAAACAGGUGCUUGAUGGCAAGGAGGAAGUUGAAAAGCAGCAUCGCGAGAACAUUAAACAACUGAACAGUGUGGUAGAGCGACAAGAGAAGGAUCUCAGCAGACUUCAGGUCGACACAGAAGAGCUUGAAGAACGGAACCGAAGUGUUCAAGCAGCACUUGACAGUGCAUACAAGGACCUUACUGAUCUUCACAAAGCUAAUGCUACAAAGGAUAGUGAAGCACAAGAAGCAGCAUUAAGUCAUGAAUUGAAAGCUAAGGAGGAACUUGGAUUAGCUCUGGAGAAGGCCCAAGAUGAAGCCCGCCAGCAGCAAGAGGCUUUAGCAAUUCAGGUGGCAGAUUUGAGACUAGCACUUCAACGUGCUGAGCAGCAAGCAGCAAGAAAAGAGGACUAUUUGCGCCAAGAAAUCCGAGAACUACAACAGAGACUCCAAGAAGCAGAAAAUCGGAACCAAGAACUGAGUCAAAGUGUUACAUCUGCCACCAGGCCACUUCUUCGCCAGAUUGAAAAUCUGCAAGCAACACUGGGAGCACAAACCUCCUCCUGGGAAAAGUUAGAGAAGAAUCUUUCUGACAGGCUCGGUGAAUCUCAAGCCCUCCUGGCGGCAGCAGCUGAGAGAGAACGCGCUGCUACAGAGGAACUUCUUUCCAAUAAAAUUCAGGUGUCUUCCACUGAAUCACAGAAUAGCCUCUUGAGACAGGAAAACAGUCGCCUUCAAGCUCAACUAGAAGCAGAAAGAUCCAGACUCAAGAAACUGGAAAAUGAAAACAAUAGAUAUGAGGUUGAAUUAGAAAACCUGAAAGAGGAGUAUGUGAAAACUCUUGAUGAAGCAAAGAAAGAAAAGAUGCUGUUAACUACUCAAUUAGAAAUGGAGAAAAUGAAGGUUGAACAAGAAAAAAAGAAAGCAAUUUUUGUACAAGAAACAGCAAAGGAGAAGGAGCGCAAGUCAUUUACCUUAUCAACAAUGGACACUGUUUCGAGUACUCCAACUCUGUCACGCUCAAGUUCUAUAAGUGGAGUUGAUAUGGCAGGGCUUCAGGCAUCCUUCCUUUCUCAGGAUGAUCCUCAUGAUCAUUCAUUUGGUUCAAUGUCUACAAGUGGGACCAAUCUUUAUGAAGCUGUAAGGAUGGGAGCAGGUUCAAGUGUAAUUGAAAACCUGCAAUCACAGUUAAAACUGAAGGAAGGAGAGAUUUCUCACCUACAGCUGGAAAUUGGAAACCUUGAAAGAACUCGAUCAAUAAUGGCAGAAGAAUUGGUUAAAUUAACAAAUCAAAAUGAUGAAUUCGAAGAAAAGGUGAAGGAGAUACCAAAACUACGUGCACAGCUAAGGGAUUUGGAUCAAAGAUAUAAUACUAUUCUUCAGAUGUAUGGAGAGAAAGCAGAAGAGGCAGAAGAACUUCGUCUGGAUCUUGAAGAUGUGAAAAAUAUGUACAAGACUCAAAUAGAUGAACUUUUGAAACAAAGACAUAAUUAAUUUCUGAUGGAACUAUUACUUUAUAACAAUGAUAAAACUGUAAAGAGUGGUGUUUAAUGUAAAUUUAGAAUUCACAAGCCUUGUAAAAAAUUGUACUAUAUAAAAUGGGAUUAUAUUGUAGAGUUCUUAUGUGGGAAAAAUUAUUAUGCUUUAACAGUGUCUAGUACUGUUUGCAGUUAAAUUAUUCUGUGCAUUAUUUCAAAUGUGUUAAAAUAAAACCAUCCUCUUUAUUUAAGGUUAAUCAAAAGGUGGAGCAUUAUGUACAGACAGUAGCACAGAGAUUAUUUGACUCAUGUAACAUUAUCUAACCAUUCGGCACUGGAAGAUGUAAGGAUACGCAGCUUGAGGCUUAAUAGAAUAACCCCUGAAAAUUUUCAGAUUACUGUUUUACGCACUUCCAUGGGUACAGAUGAGAGUUUGUUGGAGGAUUUUUUUUAAUGUCCUAAACAUUUUUUUAUAUAAUUUUAUAGUACAAAUAGGGUUUUUUAGAUUACUAUAAAUAGUAAGGACUUGCUGUGUGAAAUUAAAGGGUUAGAUAUUUCAGAUUUAGCUUUUUUAUUAAAUGAAAAUUUCUGAUUUGUACUUUGGGGAUUUGUACAUGCAAGAAAGAUUGACAAUUUUUUCCCCUCCAGAUAACAUCCUUUACCUUAACUUCCCAAACCAAGGAGACUGAUUUAAAACUCCUACUCUUGUUCUUAAAUCUACUGCUCCAUUUUGAAUACUCUUUGUGCUGCAUUCCGGAAAUGUAAUGGAGUCAUUUAGAGACAGUUUUGCUGGUAAUUCUAAAUAGAACUAACUUCAGUUGCAAUACUUUUGAUUCCUGUAGGUUUGCGUGCCACUUUUUAACAGUACCAUUUAACACACACAAAGCUGAAAUAUAAAAUUCUCUUAACACAGAGUAAUUGCUGCAGCUCUGCUGUAGCCAUUCUUGAUCUGUCGGUCUCUCUACAUUUUAAAAGUGGAUUUUGACAUAGUAUUUUUUUUAAGGCAGCCUGCAAUGGUUAGAAAAGAUCUCCCAUUUCCCAUGUAGGAAAGGCAGUGGCUAAGAGUCAGAUAACAUCCACAUAGCUUAGAGUUUAAAGAGCGACAUUUGGGGUCAUGUGUGCGAGGGAACUUCUGAAUCAUACCCUUGGGAGUGCUGAGAAUUAGCUUGCCUUCUUCCUCAUGCAUUCCAAACAGAAAAUAUUUCAUUACAUCUCAGAUUUGUAGCCGUGAUGGAUACUUGCAGUGUGAACUAUGCUUCAUAUGAAAUUUUGUGCUUUAUCACGCCACUGCCUGCAAUGUGAGAGAUUUCUCUCUCUGCCUAUUAAGUUACGAAUGCAUAUUAAGUGUCAGAAUAACCCCUCGUGUUACAGCUUGGCAUUAGUUACAGCUGAGGGCUUGUCUACACUAGCAAGUUACUGCGCUUUAGUUUUAUUUCUCAUGGGUGUGAAAAUACACCUCCACCGAGUACAGCAAGUUACAGCACUGUAAAGCACCAGUCCCAGUGCUGGUGCUAUGACUAUGAUUCCACAUUAAAGCACUGCCAUGGCUUUAAUCUACAACUAAGGCUUGGUCUAUACUAUAAACUUUUAUUGGAGUAAUUACGUUGCCUGGGAGGUGUGGAAAAUCCACACCUUUGAGCAAUGUAGUUGUACUGACCAAAUUACCUGACAGUACUAUGUCAAUAGAAGAGCUUCUCCUCUUAGGGAGGUGGAUUACUUACGUGACGGGAAAAGCCCUCCUGUUGGCAUAGGUAGCAUUUUCACUGAAGCACUAGUGUUGCAGUUGCACCACUGCAGUCUUUUUAAGUGUAGACAAUCCCUGGGGAAUCAGCCUCUUCCAGAGAAAUGCUUCUGUAGUAGGGCUUUUCCUCUCAGGGUCUGCCUCUGUUCGAGUUUUCUGCACUGAUGUAGCUACAUGUGUAAAACAAAAGUUUUCACCGGUGCAAUUUACAAUGCCAAAUAGAUAACACAUCUAAAUUGGAGGUUAGACUGCAGCAAAAAAAAACCCUUGCAGUGUUCACAGCAAAGUUUAGAACGAAAUAUUCAGAGGAAUUCUAAUAAAGCAAUAGAGAAUUGCAAAGAAAGGCCUGCAUUUUUAAACAAUUUAAUAUAACUAUUUUGAUAAAAUAAAGGAACUCCUAUUCUUGUGGAUAGUGAAACCUUAUGUUUUAUUUCAUCUUGGAAACUAAUACAGUUCUUGUACUAAAAGACAAACUAGCUUUUUGCUUUUAAAAUGACAUGUUCAAUUGUUGGUAAAUAGAAAAUAUAGACUAAAAAUGUUAUCUAAGCUUAUUUUGCAGAAAGUGAAUCAUCUACUGCUUGGUUAAAUCAUUUUAAAUUCUGUGGUGUGAGUAUUUAAAAAAAUGAGCCAUUCAUAAUUAAACAAAUGUUCAAGUAGAGUUAAGCUUAGUUGAGGGCACCAGUUAAGAAUUGAUUUUUGUAUAAACAUUUCUCAUUAGAAAUGAGACACUCAUCUAGUUAAACAAAAAAAAAGUAUUUUAAAUGAAGAUAAAUUAAUACUGAUUUAUUCUUAGACAACUCAAAGAUUACUCGCAAGAACACAUGAAGAUUUAUUAUUUUUAUUUGACAUGAUUCAAGUGCUUUUCUAAGACAAUGUUCAUGGUUUAAAUGUGAGGGGUAAUUUUCAUUGAUAAAGCAGUUGCUCUGCUCACUAAUAAAUGUAAAUAUUUUUCAUGUGUUCUUUUUAGUAUUGAAGAGCUUGACUAAAUGAGGAAAAGCAGUGUAUACUCUACACUCAUUGUUUCUUUGUUGGUUAUAGAUACAAAGUGUUAUGUUGUGCUUCAGGGCCAGAAUUUGUUACAUAAAACUUGAUGGAUUUUAUAAAUAAUUUGAAUUUAGUGAAAAGACUGCUUUUUGCUUGCAUUCAGCCUUUCUCCUGCAGUGAAACCAUUUGCUGUGCUUCGUGCAUGAAAAUCAGAAAAUCAAAGUCUGAUGCACUUUAAUCAUCAAAGCUGGGGAAAACAAAAACAUAUAGGGCAAAAAAGUAAUAUUUUCACCAUUACAUUUUAAAAGUUUUGUUUUAAUCAUCUUGGAUAUAACAAUAAUAGUUUUCUUUUUUAAUAUGCCAGUGUCCCUUAGGUGCAGUGCUGUUGUUGAGUUUGCCAAAGAGAAAUAUUUGGGAGCGGAGGGGUGAUUGUAAAAAGAUUCUGGAAAGGUCUAACUUCUAUUCAAAUUAAUAGACCACAAUAUUACCUAAAGAUUAACUAUUUUGUCUGUAUCUGUUAUAGUCUCUAGCAAUCACUACUGUAUUAGUGUGAAGAAACAUUCCCAUUUAAAGACUUACUCAAAGUAUCUAUGGGAGCUGUUCUAUAGCCCACUGAAUGAACAAAGACUUUUAUUGGCUUCAGAUUAGCCCCUUGGCUUUCUGACAGUAUGCAACAGGGAGAAAUUAAGGUUCAGUCCAAUAGUCAUUUACUUUAAUGGCAUUUCAGUGCAUCCUUAAUGAACAACCAGAGUAGCUGUUCCAAAUUCUACCUACCUGUAUAUGUGUAACAGUUUAUAUUUUCACUGCAAAAAAAUUAAUUUGUCCUGUUAUGAGAUCGUUGUAUGUAAGUUAUGUUAAAGGGCUAAAACUACCUUGAAUACAAGACAGAAAAUGGUUUUAAUAUACCAUGAAAACUGAGCAUUUGGAUUCUAAUUGUAAAAUAAUGUAAAUAAUUAACUUGUAUAUAAAGGGGAUUGGGUAAAAUAAAAAUUGAA